AUGGAGCCCCCGGUGGCCGCCGACGCCGGGACCCCUGCCGUCUCCCGGGCCGCCCCCCGCCCGCGCGCCCGCCUGUGCAGCCUGCGGGGCUUGCUGGGGCCCGAGAGACGUCGGGAGGCGGCGCGGCUGGCGGCGAUCGCGGUCCCCGUGUUCUUCGCGCAGUUGAUGAUCUUUCUCAUCAGCGUCGUCAGCUCCAUAUUCUGCGGACAUCUGGGGAAGGUCCAGCUGGAUGCGGUGUCCCUCGCUGUAUCGGUUGUGAAUGUUACUGGAAUUUCAGUUGGAACCGGCUUGGCCUCUGCUUGUGACACGCUAAUGUCGCAGUCCUUCGGAGGCAGGAACCUGAAGCGUGUUGGGGUCCUGCUGCAGAGGGGGACGCUCAUCCUGCUGCUGUGCUGCUUCCCGUGCUGGGCACUCUUCCUCAACACUGAGAACAUCCUCCUGCUCCUCAGGCAGGACCCUGAGGUCUCCAGACUAGCCCAAAUUUAUGUGAUGAUUUUUAUUCCUGCUCUUCCUGCCGCAUUUCUAUUCCAGCUGCAAACAAGAUAUUUACAAAGUCAGGGCAUCAUCAUGCCUCAGGUAAUUACUGGGAUUGUAGCGAAUAUCAUCAACGUGGGCAUGAACAUCCUGCUGCUCUACGUCCUGGACCUUGGAGUGCUAGGAUCUGCCUGGGCAAACACGACUUCCCAGUUCUUCUUGUGUGCUCUUCUAUUCCUGUACAUUCGGUGGAAGAAAAUCUAUACCAGCACCUGGGGAGGCUGGUCAAAGGAAUGUUUCCAGGAGUGGGGCUGCUUUAUACAGCUGGCAAUUCCCAGUAUGUUCAUGGUGUGCAUCGAGUGGUGGACCUUUGAGAUCGGAACCCUACUUGCAGGACUGAUUAAUGUCACAGAACUUGGAGCCCAGGCCAUCGUUUAUGAACUUGCCUCUGCAGCUUAUAUGGUGCCUUUUGGCCUUGGUGUGGCAGCCAGUGUCCGAGUGGGCAAUGCCCUGGGGGCAGGAGAUGCUGAGCAGGCCCGUCACUCCUGCGUCACUGUCCUGCUGUGUGCUGCUUUGUGUGGACUUGUAGUGGGUGUUUUGUUUGCAAUACUGAAGGAUGUGGUUGGCUAUAUAUUCACCAGUGACAAAGACAUCAUUUCCCUCGUGAGCCUUGUGAUGCCAAUCUAUGUUCCCUUUCACCUAUUUGAUGCACUUGCUGGCACCUGCGGUGGAGUCCUGAGAGGCGUAGGAAAACAGAAGAUUGGGGCUGUGUUGAAUGCCAUUGGCUACUACGCUUUUGGCUUUCCCAUUGGAGUAUCACUGAUGUUUGCUGCCAAACUUGGUAUAAUAGGUCUCUGGUCUGGACUGAUAGUUUGUGUCUUCCUUCAAGCCCUUUUCUAUUUGGUCUACAUCUGCAGGAUAAACUGGAUUGAAGCUGCAGAGAAGGCGCAGGUCCGAGCUGGGCUGAAAAGGAUGAAAGAGACAAUGCCUACCCCAACAGAUCUCCCUAUGAUGGACAAAGAAGUAAUUGAUGGAGUGAUUUUACCUGACGUCAUUCAGCCAGAGAGCCAAAACGUCCAGCUGGUGUUGGCAGAGGAAAGCAGCCAGUCUGACUUGUCCACCAUCGGGAAUGUUCUGACCGUGCGUCAGCUCAUCUUCUACCGCGGGCUAGCUUUCACUGCUGCUGUUGGUAUUCUCUUAGCAGGUAUUUUAAUAAGAGUUUUAAAUGACCGUGGCUAAAUGAGAAGAAUUCUCACCAGCCCACAAGCUAGAAAUAUAUGAAGUAUGGGAAGUGGCUAGUCAGUGAAACCACUGAGAGCGGUUUUGCUCUCAGCAGUGAGAGGAA
Sorex fumeus (smoky shrew) is the source of this 1819-nucleotide messenger RNA. RefSeq names its product multidrug and toxin extrusion protein 2-like. Gene Ontology annotation, molecular function: xenobiotic transmembrane transporter activity; antiporter activity. The transcript is spliced from 17 exons. Gene Ontology annotation, biological process: xenobiotic detoxification by transmembrane export across the plasma membrane. The coding region runs from base 1 to 1713 and encodes 570 amino acids. The record is from RefSeq and is a predicted model, not a curated record. Gene Ontology annotation, cellular component: membrane. Lineage: Eukaryota; Metazoa; Chordata; Mammalia; Eulipotyphla; Soricidae.